UAUAACUCACAGUUAAGCAGGCUUGUCAUAGACAGGCUGUGGACACGGUAUGGGGGACGACUGACCUAGUGGACAGGGCGCAGAAUAGGCUAUAAGGAGGUCUAUUGGAUAGUGUGGGACAUUUAGGAGCAGGAAAUCCCACUACUAUACAUUUAUUGGCAGAGGGCAGUUUUGCUGAUGGCUCCGAUGGUUUUGGUGUUUGACCAGAUGACCAUUCUGAUAAUGACUGCUACCAUUUUAGGGAUAAAAAUGACAUAAUGAUCCAAUUGAGCUGAGCUGAGGAUGAUGGUACUUUCAUAUACAAAUUACAACUUUUAAGAAUAUGUGCCCCUUGAGCUCUCCUCCUUAUCUCAGAAGCCUUCUUCUGAUUUCUGUACCAACCAUUUCCCUUCCAUGGGCUGCUUUUUUCCUUCCCUUUUUAGCUGGGACCUUUCCUAGAUGGCGCUCUCAGAUCUUCCCAGUACCCCACUGGCUCUUGAAUACCUCAAUGACUUUGACCUGAUGAAGUUUGAGGUAAAGAGAGAGCCUCCUGAACCACGGGCCAACCGCCUGGCCCCACCUCCAUCUCUGGGCUCCACUCCAUGCAGCAGUGUACCACCAUCACCAACAUUCAGUGACCCCCCUGAACCAGUAGGACCACCGCGUCCUAGUCUAGAAGAACUUUAUUGGAUGGCAGCACUACAGCAGCAGAUGGGUGGGGAAGGACUACCACUAACUCCGGAGGAUGCUGUAGAGGUGUUGAUGGGUGGCGGAGCACCUUCUCUACAAGGGAUUGAAGGGGGAUACAGGACUGGGGGGCAGCACCCCCACAACACUCACCAUACUGGUUACUUGCUGAGUCCAGAAGAUAUGAAUGCACAGCAGCACCAGCUGUCUCCACUGUCUGAACGUUUUUCUGAUGAGCAGUUGGUAGGAAUGUCUGUUCGAGAGUUGAAUCGUCAGCUCAGGGGUUUCAGUAAAGAAGAGGCUUUGCGACUCAAGCAACGCAGGCGCACAUUGAAGAACCGAGGUUAUGCCCAGUCCUGCCGGUACAAGCGGGUCCAGCAGCGUCACGUCCUAGAGACAGAGAAGUGUCAGCUCUCUCGUCAACUUCAACAACUACAGCAGGAGGUGGCUCGGGUGACGAGAGAGAGGGAUGGUUGGAGAGCACGAUAUGAAAAACUGCUGAAUGCCACAGGAGGGGGGAAUGGGCCGGAUGUGCUGGGUGCAGGGGGAGACACAGGGCCUGGAGCUGAGCUCUUCCUGUGAUACUCAAAUCAAAAGACUGAGCCUAACUUCAAAAGGAGGAGACUGACCUGACUCCUUACAUAGAAUACCUAUUAUAAAAAGCCCCUAAUGUGCAACAUGAAAGCUCUAGAACUUUUCACUGCCAUUUCUUCAUUUCUCGGAGUAGAAAGACACAAAUUUUCUGGAUUCAAUCUAAUAUAUUUAUUAAUUCCCAGAGUUCAUACAUGAGGCGCCCUUCAAUACUAUGCAAAGUCACCAAUGCCAUUGGGUGCUAGAGUCCACCCCCUGUAAUGCUUCCAAUUUAUGCAGACCUUGACUAUACUGGGAUCAUUGCCAUGGAUUCUAGUUAAGUUUUAAUAAAAAGUCAUUUCUGUCCCAGCCCCGGAGAAAACAAUAACAUUUUUCCUUUUUAUGAGACCACCACCUAAAGCUAACUAGCGUGUAUGUGAUGAAGGACCGGCUGAGCCUGUCCUGUUCGGGGGCUCUCUUCUUUCUAUUUUCUAUACCAUUCACCUCCAUGCAAGGGAGCGGAAGAAAUUUCUGGUUUUAUUUGAGGGAAACAUUAAAUUAUUGCAUUUUUUAUGUGUGCGAUUGUGAGUUUAAAUAGAAUGCAACACUUUGCGUCUCCUCUCCCUGCACAUAAGGGGCAAAGCUAGCGUGUUACUAGGCAGAUCUGGCUGUGUGUUGUGAGCAGUUUUAAGACUUAUUAUUAUUAUUUUGUAUUCAAAAAUAUAAAGUAAAAAAUAUAUAUUUAAACGUAGAGAAAUAAAACAUACAGAGU
Molecule: messenger RNA, 2008 nt
Organism: Bufo bufo (common toad)
Lineage: Eukaryota; Metazoa; Chordata; Amphibia; Anura; Bufonidae
Product: neural retina-specific leucine zipper protein-like
Exons: 3
Coding region: 439-1248 (269 amino acids)
Biological process (GO): regulation of transcription by RNA polymerase II; retinal rod cell development
Cellular component (GO): nucleus
Molecular function (GO): RNA polymerase II cis-regulatory region sequence-specific DNA binding; DNA-binding transcription factor activity, RNA polymerase II-specific
Source: RefSeq, a predicted model, not a curated record